AUGACUACAAGACGAGAGGGACACUUUCCUGCUGUCUCGAUAGGACGCGCCCAAGGCGCAUCUAUUGCCAGGAUUGGCUCUCGUGAUAAUCUCGCCACGCAUCCACUCCUCUCUUCUGGUUCAUCUACCCUUUCUCCCAGUCCCACACCGGAAACUCAGUCUUCCUCGACACCAAAGUAUGCCCCAUACACGCCAUCUAGACAGAGGUUACCUACAACUAGUACCGCGCCCAACCGCCAGUUUCAGUUUCUCCGCAGCACCAACUCACGGGCCGCAGCACAGGGCAUUGGUCUCGAUACUGCAUGCCUUGGAUGGGCUAUUUUAGAGAAACUAAGUCAAGAUGGGGAGACUGAAGAGUGGGCUGAAAUAUGGGGUGCUAUUACCAAGGGCAAGGCGUCUCUGCUGCUCCCACUUGAACAAUCCUCAGGACAGGAGAAGAUCACGCCUGAGUUCAUGUCAGAUCAUGUGCUCAUGUGCGAUCCUCAUCCAAAGAAAAUACUCAAGUGGUUACACUUUCUGGCUUGCGCGGACACUUAUUCAGGUUUCGAAAAUUUGACGUUUCGCUCCUCACUUCCGCCAACAAAGUUUCCCGACAUCACUCUCUCAUCUCUUCCUCCACUCCCUUCAAUCCCACCAGACUCUGGAUACCCCUCAUAUGCAGUCCCGGCACACAGCACCUCCCUCCCAAUUCAAGUUCGUCCACCAAAGCCACCCCUACCUCCGCGACCCACACCCGCUACCCAACCUUUGCGCCUCGCCAUGCCUUUCGCUUCUCUAUUCGGCGCCAAGCCCACGACCACACCCCCAUCAAUUGCUGCUUCCCUCCCACCCAUACAGACGCCAUUAGUACCUCCCCCAGAGGAUCACCCCAUUCUCAUUAGCGCAUUCAGCAUUUCUCGUGCGGUAUAUCGAUAUGAGGUGAUGCGAGACGUUCUUGCUGCGCUCAAAUCCGAGCUCACAUCGAGUCUUGAAACGGCUGGUGUCCCAGCAAUGAUCAUUGAGCGCGUACAAUCUUUUGCAUCCCCGUUACUUCCGUUUGUUAGAGGUCCUGCUGGGAAGAAGAAGCUCCACGAUAUCGGCGCAAGCCCAAGUAAACAUGGAACAUGGGCUGUCAAUCUCGAUGCAGGGAAAGAUCGCCCCGAAGAAUUGUCUAAGAAAUUCCAGGAGUUUUAUCUGGAAUUAGAGGGAGAAGUACGGAUUGAAAUCGAGAAAGAGAAAGGCGAAGCAUCAGGAGAAGAACAAGAGUCCAGGGUUAAGGAUCUCGUUGAGGUGGUGGAGGGGACUCUAUCUACCUUGUUUUAUGAUCGAUUAUUCCUUCCAUCUUACUCCGACGAUGCUUCGCAUGACGAAGCACUAUCGAGCCACAUCGCAGCUCUCAACCUUCUUGAUCUAGGGCUCGAGCAUCUUGAUGUUGACAUUGGCGGCGCUGGGUCCGAGAUCGACAUCGUAGUCAGAGCGUGUGGAGAGACGUUAUCUCAGCUAGACGUUGCCUGUAGAUCUCCCAGUGAGAAGGCAGCUGUGCUAGUCGCAGCGCACAAGCUCACAGUAGAUGGUCUUUCCCGCCUUCCUCCAAUUAAACUCAGCAAUGGCGAAAAACAGCUCGAGGAACCCGAGCCGCCGCAGCGAAAAGCAAGCCCACCCCCGGGACCGAUCGAAGUUGUGGAUAUCCCGCUCGUUGCUUCUCCCGACGUGUUAUUCUCACCCAAUCCACAAUCCGAUGGGGAUGCAGCUCACGGGUCACCCGAGAAGUUGUCUCUCUUGCCAAGUGUCUCAUCCCCACAGGCACCAUCUUCGACGACAGAAUCCUCCAUCCCCAUCCCACCCCACGCUUCCUCGCCCAGACUGACCAUGUCUCAUGCCCAACAGCCGACAGCAGUAUCAGGCGAUGUCCUCCUCCCACUUCUUAUAUUUGCUGUUGUCAAAUCAAACCCCGCACGCCUGGUCUCGCACCUUUUGUUCACCCAGCGUUACCGCAAUGCUGCAUUCGCUGGUGGAGAGGAGCGGUACUGUUUGAUUAAUUUGAUGGCUGUCGUGGAGUUUUUGGAGAAUGUGGAUCUUGGUGCUGUGGGUGUUGGGGAAGGUGUUGGUAUUGUUAGCACCGCAGACCUCACCCCAAUCCCAAUCGUGCGCACUACGCUUCCACCAGACACGCCACCAGACGCGCCUGGCAGCCUCCGCGGACGCGUUGAACAAGGCGUUGACGCCAUCGCAGGGUCCGCUAAUAAAGUCAUCUCCGGCGUCGUCGACAGCUCAUUCGGUGUACUCCGCUCUUUCUUACCAUCCGCCCCCACCUCAAUAUCUGCUCCGACUUUAGCGCCUACCCUGACCUCGACAUUCACGUCUGCUCCCACCACAGAGACCAGUGAUGCACGGUGGAACAUGGGGCUAUUGAGGCGAGAGAGCGGGUUCUCAAUUGCGAGUUUGGUGCCGGGGAGGAAGGGAGAUGGGAAGGGGGAGGAUGGGCAGAGAGAGCUCGUGGAGGUGUCGUCGCGCCCGGGUUCUAUAAGCUCGAUUUAUAUGAAUGAAGAUGUGGGGGUGGGAGGGACGGAGGACGAGAGUGAAGAGAGCGAUGAGGAAGAGGAAGACGGCGAGGACGAGGAAGAAGAAGAAAGUGAGGAAGAAGAACACGCCCACGAUGCAAGAAGUAUUCGAAGCUUCGAGAGCAUGAUGAGUGGGAACAGCGGGAGAGCACGAAAAAAGAAGAAGCUUGCUGCGCUGAGCAGGAGGAGCUUAACGGAUCGGCUGGCGCAGGUGCCAGGGCUUUCGAGGCUGUCAGGAACGGAUACACACAAGACGGUAUCACCCCCUAUUACACGCUCCUCACUGCUACUCCCCUCGCACCACAACCGCAUCGACUCACCGACAUCAUCGCGCGUGGCUUCUCCCAUUUCGAUACGGCUUCCGGCGCCUAACAAGCGGUUUAUGGAGUGCACGGAGGAUGAUCUGAGAGUGUCGGAGGUGGGGGAGUUGUUGAGGGAAUAUAGACAGUUGGUAGAGGGUGUGCGGGCUAUGGGUGCGUUUGAUGAGUGA
This is a messenger RNA of Suillus subaureus, 3030 nucleotides long. RefSeq lists its product as uncharacterized. The coding region runs from base 1 to 3030 and encodes 1009 amino acids. The transcript is spliced from 9 exons. Gene Ontology annotation, cellular component: cytosol; endocytic vesicle. Gene Ontology annotation, biological process: vesicle-mediated transport. Gene Ontology annotation, molecular function: small GTPase binding; guanyl-nucleotide exchange factor activity. The record is from RefSeq and is a predicted model, not a curated record. NCBI's taxonomy places the organism in Eukaryota, Fungi, Basidiomycota, Agaricomycetes, Boletales, Suillaceae.